UCCUUUGGCAGUCCUGGCUAUCCGCACUCCUUCCGCUCCGGGAUUCAGUCAGGACUCUGUUGCCGUCGGGAGUGGACGUGCGAAAAUCGCCCAAAUAGGCGCCUUCAGGCCAUCAGAACUCAUCCAUCAAACAUUUAUUGUGUUUAUGCGAUGCACUUUUCACGCACUGCGUUUCAUGAAAAGUGUCAACUCGCGUGUGCAUAAACGAAAACAAACGUUCCAAUAAAAUGCGUGAAAUGGUGAGUCGCAACCCUGGAAGCUCAGUGUGAUUUAGGUGGCAACUCCGUCCGCAAAUGAAGAACAAAUUGAACAAGUCCUUAACUGGUUGAAUCUCGCCUUGGCGGCGUUUGAACAUAAGACGUCCCAGAUCCCCACCUGACAUUCCACAUAUCGCUACCCCACACGUCCGAGUAGUUUUAAAUUCCAAUGAGCCAAGCUAACUAAAAUAGAACGGCACAAGCCACACACCCACCACCGCAAACAAACCACCCACCCACCAGAGCAACCACCACCCACCAAACCCAAAAGGAAUCACCUUGAGAACGGCGUAGGGUGACAAUACAUAGGACAGCAUUGGGCAGGAGGAGCAGGGCCGGAAGUGGGCCACCAAAUCAACAAGUCGUAAAUUAGCCGAGCACUAGGUACUGAAACCCACACCCAGGAACCACUACCAGGUGGAUAAAUGGGGCGGCGCAAGGACAAACCGCGGGUGAUUCCCGAACAGGAUGCGCGCAUCUGUCGCGCCAUCUGCCUGUGCCAGCUGACCAUGGUGCUGUCCUGCGUGUCCAUCGUCUACCUGAGCGUGGCCAUCUACUCGCCCUCCCUGAAGGCCUUCAAGUCCGGCUUCGAGCUGGAUCCCGUCAUGUGCCAGACGGUGGAUCGCCAGAUGCCCAACAACUGCCCCUGGGCAUCCUGCGGAGAGUGGUGCCUGACCAAGACCAGUGGCUUCUGCCCCCAGAUCCACUCAAUAGUGCGUCGCAACGGCACCGAUAUCCAGCUGAACAACUGCACUCGAGUGACAAACACAUCCUGCUCCAUGAUUGACCUGAGUCGGCUGAACAAGUUCAACUGCAACAACGGCACCGCCUGCAACAACAUCAGAGGCGUCUUCAACUGCUCCAAUGGACACUGCAAGAAUAUGUCGGAGUUCUUCUUGUGUCACCACAAAGCCGACGGACUUACGGUCAACUCGCAGAAGGAUAACACCAAGCUGAAUGGAUUCUUCGAGUGUCACGGGGUGCACUGCACCAAGAUCAAAAAGCCCUUCAGCUGCGAUCGCUACUGUUCCAAGAUAACAACUACCAAUGUGAACACGCUUAUUAUGCAUGAGGACAAUCUUAUUGCAGCCGAUUGUGAGAACGCAGUGGCUUUCAACCAGGCCCGAGGAUCCGAGCACGGCGUGCGUAUCGAACCCUUUGAGUUCUGGAAAGAGGAUGAUGGCAACCUGUUGACCAACUGCGCCACAGUCACAAGAGAGUCGGACAAUCGCAUCACUGCCACCGACUGCAUAAAUGGAACCCUCCUGGAACAUGACACCUUGCCCGCUCCCUUCAUGAACUUCACCCAGUUCUGGGCCAUCUAUGAGAACAGCACCAGGUCGGUGGAUCCUGAGCAGAGGUACCUGCCCAACCAGGCCAACCUGACCAUCUACAGCUGGAAGAAACUGUUCAUCAACCUGGAGGGCUGCGUGAACACACUGCGUGGGGAGUGCAAGGACUUUGUGGCUCGCUAUGGCAACGAUGGCGAUAACAAUACCGCCCAGUCACGCUACCAGUGCUACUAUAACAAGGACUCGAAUGUCGAGUUUGUGGUUGCACGCUACGAUUUGGACAAGGUUUACAGGGAGCUUCUAGUCUCGCUGAUUGUGCCCAUUGUGCUCUUUGUGAUCUCAUCUAUAUCGCUAUGUAUCAUCACCAAAUCCGUCAAGGUGGGCGACGAUGCCAAGAUGCGUUGUGUUUGUGCCGGCGAUGACUCAGAUAAUGAUGGGCCCUUUGGACCAGGAGCAGCGAACAAACAGCAGGAUCAGAUGUAUGAUACAGACGACGAUGUAGUUGACCUGGAGCACCAAGCGGUGGAUGGUCAAGAACUAUCGGACCACGGACUUCCGCUGGACAACCAUGAGCUAAUCGGCAGCACCAAGUCGCUGAUACCAAUCAGUCCCGCCGGGGAUUCUGGACCCAGUGAUCAGCUCUUCGACCAGGAUCAGGAGAAGGCAACUACGUGCGAUGUUCCCGAAAAACCACUAGUCAUACUAUAAGUGGAUUAACUGCAUCGAAAGAAGGAUACAAAACAGCACCAAACUUUAAGGACCUGUGCAUUGUACAAGGGGAACUGAAUUUAAAUUCUACUCAGCGCAUUUAUACAACUUUUACAACAACUAACAGAUUAAUGAAACGGAUCUUUACUUUUCUUGGUUGAAAAAGGAUAAUCACACAUAUAUAAAUACUGGACAUAUAGCUCCCAGAUGAACAACGGAUGGGAUGGCCGAGCUUUAUUUACCCGAUCCCCACUCUAACCGUUGCAGCAGAUGCGCCUUAGACAAAGUUGCAUUUAUAUAGAGUAUAUAGCAUAAACCAACUGACAUCUGCUGAACGAAACCAAAGAAGAAAACACCAGGACAGACCAAGGAUAUAGGCAUCCGACUCGCCUUAACUCUCGACUUUGUAGCUAUGCAAUAUUCAGCGAUUUCUUAAACUAGUUUAACCGGUGGAGCAAUAGUACCUACUUAUAUCUGAUAUACUUAUACUCGAAUGAUAGCAAAUAAAACACCAUUUG
Messenger RNA from Drosophila mauritiana, 2775 nucleotides. RefSeq lists its product as uncharacterized. Bases 683 to 2257 code for a protein of 524 amino acids. Lineage: Eukaryota; Metazoa; Arthropoda; Insecta; Diptera; Drosophilidae. The transcript is spliced from 8 exons. Gene Ontology annotation, molecular function: sodium channel regulator activity. Gene Ontology annotation, biological process: regulation of sodium ion transport. The record is from RefSeq and is a predicted model, not a curated record.